UUGACUCAGCCUCAAAUUAGUACCUGGUGCGUUGUGUAAACAUCCGCCACUGGGGAGACAAAGGCGGCCGGGCGUGGUGCUUGCCACCCACCCCCAUGCGCGUACUGCUCCGGCCUUCAUAGGCGCUACUCGCGAACAGCACUUGCUCCUACAGUCUGUUAACGCUAUACGGGGGUGGGUGCAUCUUUGUCUUUGUAUGCGUGCCUCUAGGUGUUAGCGAUGUGAGCGAGGGCCACCGCCAUGCCGGGGAUCGUGGUGUUUCGACGGCGUUGGUCGGUUGGAAGCGACGACCUCGUUCUUCCGGGGAUCUUCCUCUUCCUCCUGCACGCCGUGUGGCUCGUGGUGCUGUGCGUGGUGCUGUUCGGCGUCCACUUCGACGCGGGCAAGCUAUGCUCGCCCACGCUCGUCGACCAUGGCAAGGGCUACCUGGGCAUCCUGCUGGCGUGCACCGUCGCCGAGGCGGCCAUGGUGUGGAUGAGCAUGCGGGGCAGCAUACUGUACACCGAGCCGCGGAGAUUCAUGCAGCACAUCAUCUACAUCCGACUGGCAAUUCUCGUUGUGGAAUUUGUCUACUCCAUCGUCGGCGUGGUGUGGAUACUCACGUACUACUUUUCCUGCGACGACACCGUGGCGCGCAGCGUCACCGCCGGGAUCGUGACGUGCAACUGGUUUGUGAUCAUCGGAGUGUGCAUCACGCUCACCUGCGUCUUCGACAGCACCGGCAGGACUUUCGUCAAGCUGCAGGCCAGGAAGAGCCGGCAGCGGUCUCUCACGACCUUUAACCUCCGGCAUCGGAUGGAGGAGGGCCUCACAAACAACUGGGCGCAGAGGCUCAAGCUGUUUAUGUGCUGUGCCAGAACCAAGGACACGCAGACCGACGCCUACUCCGAGGUGGCCGUGCUGAUGGCCGAGUUUUUCCGGGACUUGGACAUCGUUCCGUCGGACAUCAUCGCCGGCUUGGUGCUCAUGCGGCAGCAGCAAAGGGCUCGGAGAAACGCGGUGCUGGAUGAGGCAAACAAUGACAUCCUGGCCUUCUUGUCUGGAAUUCCCAUCGCACGGAAGACUGAGUAUCUGGACCUCAAAAAUUCUAAUGUCAUGAGCAUGUACAAGGACGUGUGCUACUACAUGCACUACGCGCUGGCUGCGUAUGGGUGGCCCAUGUACCUCAUCAGGAAGCCGGCUUGCGGACUCUGCAAGCUCAUGGCCAACUUUUCGUGCUGCUGCCUGGGCUACUGCGUGCGGAGGCACCGAUUCUCUCCCAGCCUCACGGUGCAGGACGACAACUGCUGCCAGUGCAACGUGGCCGCGAUCCGCCGCCACUUCCUGGAUGAGGGCCUCUCGGGGGUGGAGAUCGUCUUCGCCUCCAUCCACGACGCGGUCUACGAGACGCCCUUCUACGUGGCCGUGGAUCACGACAAGAAGCGCGUUGUCGUGAGCGUGCGGGGGACGCUCUCGCUCAAGGAUGCUCUCACGGACCUGACAGGCGACGCUGAACCCUUGCCGGUGGAAGGACAUCCUGGCACGUGGCUCGGGCACAAGGGAAUGGUUUUCUCUGCCAAGUACGUUAAGAAGAAGCUUGAAGAGGAGAUGAUUCUAUCCCAGGCCUUCGGACGAGACCUGGGCCGAGGCACGAAGCACUACCACCUGGUCAUCGUGGGCCACUCCCUCGGGGCGGGAACCGCUGCCAUCUUGUCCUUCAUGCUCCGCCCGCAGUACCCCACGCUCAAGUGCUACGCCUAUUCUCCCCCGGGAGGCCUUCUCAGUGAAGCAGCGAUGGAAGAGUCCAAGACCUUCGUCACGUCCGUCAUUCUGGGAAAAGAUCUGGUCCCGAGGAUUGGGUUGCCCCAGCUGGAGACGUUUCGCAGGCAGCUGUUGGACGUGCUGACGAGGACCAACAGGCCCAAGUGGAGGAUCAUCGUGGGGGGCACCAAAUGCCUGCGGAAGUCGGAGCUCCUCACCGAGGCGGAGGCAAACCACAUGGUGAACAACAAGCUGGGCAGCUUCCACAGCGACAUGUCGCUCACGCCGUGCUCCUCCAUCCCGCUGUACCCGCCGGGGAACAUCGUCCACGUGGUGCACAACCACCCGCCUGACACCUGCUGCUGGAAACAGGAGGAGCCCACGUACCACGCGCUGUGGGCUGACAACAAGAGCUUCCACGAGGUGGUGAUCUCCCCGGCCAUGCUGCACGAGCACCUGGCCCACGUGGUCAUGGACGGCAUGCACAAGGUGCUGGAGAACUACAACAAGGGCAAGACGGCGCUGCUGGGAGCCGCCAAGAUCAUGGUGAGCCCCACCAUGGACCUGGACCCCAAUGCCUGCCUCGUGCAGAACAACACGGCGGAGCGCAAGAGCGAUCUCAGCCUCAGGAGCAACAAGGAGUCGGAGCUGUCGUGGGAGUACACGCACCCGGCGGAGCGCGAGGUGGGAUCGGGUCGCGCCGCCGCCGCCGCCGUCGAUCAGCUGCUGAGGGACACGCGCGAACAGCUCGUCGCGGAGCUCAACGAGCGGCGGGCGCCGCUCGCCACCGUCGAGAGCCUCUCGGACAACGACUCCAUCGGCAGCUUCGACUCGCGGCGCUCCUCCGGCUUCCGCAGCGUGCGCAGCUCGCCCAGCCUGCGCGUGGUGAUGGAGCGCGACGAGCCGCCCUGCUACUACGUCGACCCCGUGAUCCCCGAGGAGAACCCCUCGCUGAGCUCGCGCAGCGAGGCCGCGCCCCACGACGCCGUCUCGAGAAAGUCUCCGGAGGCCCUGGGGGGCGGCUACGACGACGACUACGACGGCGGCGACGAAGAAGGCGGCGGGGGGACGGGCGCGGCGAGGGACUCGUCUGACGGCGGCGACCGGCGGCGGCCGGUGCCGGUCAACGUGCAGCCCCCCAAGGGGGGCGUGGAGGCGCUGAAGGGGGACCUGGUGAGCGGCCUCGCGAACGAGAACGGCAAAGUGAACUGCGCGCCGUGCUCGCGCAGCAGCGAGCGCGUGUGCGCGCCCAGCCCGGACGUGCGGCAGUUCUCGGAUUUUAUCGACAGCGUGUUCAACUUGGACAACCGCAGCAGCUCCUUCCAGGACACGUACCGGCUGGCGUUCGAGGACAGCCUGGACGAGCUGAAGGAAAUGGUGAAGUCCGUGAGCGAGCGGGAGAUAAGCGAAUGCGGCAAGGUCAAAACGAAGAGCACCGGCAGCCAGGCGGCCUCCUCGGAGGCCAUCACGACGUCGGGCAUCUCCGUGUCACAGUCGGGCCCGAUGAGUCCGUCCAGCGAGGCCUGCACGACGAGCUCCACGCUUUUGGCAAGCCACGAGCAUCUCAUCGCCACCAAACCGGGCAACUGUCACCGGGACAGUGAGCCGGUAGACUGCUACGUCUCCACCAUCUAGAGGUCCUCUUGACGUUUUUCACUCGCUCGCCGCAGUGUAAACGGAGCGAGCCAAGUCGGGAAAAUAAACCGCCAUGGGAAAGGAUAGCCCCGGGGAGACUUAGCAAAAUUGGCGAAUAGGGCACGGGAGGAGGGGCGGUGAUAGUCUUUGGUUAAACUCAGACUCAUUGCGGUUGUUCGUGUAGGCGGUGUAGACGUGCCCCGGGUAAGGUGGGCGUGCGCUUUCAGCAAAGCGGAGGUGCUCGGCUUUGACCCGAAGCUUCGUUGAGACGAGGCGCGAAGUCGCCGCUCGGGUCGAGCUGGGGGUCGUGCAAAGCGUGGCGCCGUGAUGCGAUCUUGAUUGGGUGAACGUCUGCACCCCGAGCGUGCGGCCUAGCCUCGACCUGACCCUUUUGCAGCCUUUGGACACAGAAUUGAAUUGAAAUGCAUUUUCGCUCGGGA
Molecule: messenger RNA, 3815 nt
Organism: Lethenteron reissneri (Far Eastern brook lamprey)
Lineage: Eukaryota; Metazoa; Chordata; Hyperoartia; Petromyzontiformes; Petromyzontidae
Product: diacylglycerol lipase-alpha-like
Biological process (GO): diacylglycerol catabolic process; retrograde trans-synaptic signaling by endocannabinoid; arachidonate metabolic process
Cellular component (GO): postsynaptic membrane; dendrite membrane; cytoplasm
Molecular function (GO): lipoprotein lipase activity
Source: RefSeq, a predicted model, not a curated record